AUGUCCUCCUCCGAUCUAGCCACAGAACAUCCGGAAACACAACUGGAGCAUGACUCGACCCUAGUCCUUGACAAGGCCGUCUCACUCACCCUGAGCAGCGACUCCCUGCUGAUUGUCGAAGCUAAGACCAAGACUACGCAUGCGAUCUCUUUGUAUAAUGUCCUUGACGCCGAGAUCAACCCGUCGAGCCUAGUCAUCACCUAUGCUCAACAUUCGUCCAAGGAUGACGUCUCCGUAACCGCCCUCCAUUAUCCCGUCGGCGAGAAAGAGAAGCCCGCCAUCGAGGCUUGGAUGAACAAAUUGCUCGACCUAGCAUACGGCACCGCCCAGCGCAGAAAGCGACUCAAGGUCUUGAUCAACCCCUUUGGUGGCAAAGGCAACGCCCCGAGCCUUUACCAGAGAUACGCUGCGCCAAUCUUCGCCGCCGCACGGUGUCAAGUGGAUGUACAGAGCACGGAAUACCGUGGACAUGCCAUUGAGAUUGCGGAACAACUCGACAUUGACGCGUACGAUGCGAUUGUCUGUUGUUCUGGUGACGGUCUCCCAUACGAGGUCUUCAAUGGGCUAGGCAAACGGCCCAAUGGCCGCGAAGCAUUGGCUAAAGUGGCCGUGGCACUUCUUCCCUGUGGUUCCGGAAAUGGUUUGACUUGGAACUGUCAGGGUACAGGUAGUAACUCGAUCGCGGCGCUGUGCAUCGUCAAGGGCCUGCGGACCCCUCUAGACCUGGUCUCGGUCACGCAGCAGAACACACGCACCUUGUCGUUCCUUUCCCAGUCCUUUGGUAUUGUUGCCGAGUGUGACCUCGGUACCGAUCAUAUUCGCUGGAUGGGUGCUCAGAGGUUCACAUACGGCUUCCUAGUCCGUCUGUUGCAACGCACGAUCUGGCCUUGUGACCUGGCCAUCAAAGUUGAAAUGGAUGACAAACAAGCGAUCAAAGAGCACUACGCCGCUUUCAGAGCCAAGGAGGAAGAGGACGGUCCUCUUGCCGAGCAAGCCCGCCUUGAUGCUGCCAAGCAAUCACCAGUAUUGCCAGAACUUCAGUUCGGCACCGUUCAGGACGAGCUUCCCCAGGACUGGGAGGUUGUCCCAGGCGAUACCAUGGGUAACUUCUAUGCUGGAAACAUGGCAAUCAUGUCCAAGGAUACCAAUUUCUUCCCUGCCUCGCUUCCCAACGAUGGUCUCAUGGACAUUGUCACCAUUGACGGAACCGUCAGCCGCGGCACCUCGCUCAAGAUGAUGACUGAGAUUGAAACCGGCGGCUUCUUCGAUAUGCCGGACGUCAAGAUCCGCAAGGCCAUUGCAUAUCGCCUUGUGCCCCACCAAAAGGAGGGAUAUAUCAGCAUCGACGGUGAACGGGUUCCCUUUGAAGCGUUUCAGUGCGAGAUCCACCAAGGUCUGGGCACAGUGCUCGCGAAAUCGAGACAUGCGUACGAAGCUGAUGGGCCGAGGUGA
Messenger RNA from Penicillium cataractarum, 1452 nucleotides. RefSeq lists its product as uncharacterized. Gene Ontology annotation, biological process: sphingosine biosynthetic process. NCBI's taxonomy places the organism in Eukaryota, Fungi, Ascomycota, Eurotiomycetes, Eurotiales, Aspergillaceae. Gene Ontology annotation, cellular component: intracellular membrane-bounded organelle; membrane; cytoplasm. Bases 1 to 1452 code for a protein of 483 amino acids. The record is from RefSeq and is a predicted model, not a curated record. The transcript has 2 exons.